Malania oleifera is the source of this 4196-nucleotide messenger RNA. Its product is annotated as probable LRR receptor-like serine/threonine-protein kinase At2g16250. Gene Ontology annotation, molecular function: protein kinase activity; protein binding; ATP binding. Bases 874 to 3564 code for a protein of 896 amino acids. The transcript has 4 exons. Gene Ontology annotation, biological process: protein phosphorylation. NCBI's taxonomy places the organism in Eukaryota, Viridiplantae, Streptophyta, Magnoliopsida, Santalales, Ximeniaceae. The record is from RefSeq and is a predicted model, not a curated record.
AAAGAUAAAGAAAUACGAUAUUAUUAUUAUUAUUAUAUAUAUGCAGAACAAUUAUUGUAUAUUUUGGGUUUAGCUGGCGGGGCGGGAUUGUAGGAGGUCAAAUUAUCCGCCGACCACCUUCGCCGGUCGAGCCAGCUGGAACAGGGUCGCACCCGGCCUUUUAGCCGUCGAGCCCAUGGUUGUCCGGUGGGUCGCCAUGGCGGCGCGGCAUAGACCAGAGUCAGUGUCACACCUCCCUCUGUUUUUUCAAUGAAUUUAUGUCAGGGACUGAUACAGCCUCUUUAUUUUCGCCCUCGCUCGGAGAAAGAAGCGUGUUUCUGUCAUCUGUGUUGCAAAUCUCUCUCUCUCUCUCUCCCCCCGCCCCCCCUCUCUCUCUUUCUCUAUAUUUAAAAUUAUAUAUUAGUAGAUAGAGAUUUAUUGAAUAGAUGGAUAGAUGUAGAAAUCCUUGACCAGUCAUCACAGCACUCCUCUCCAAAAUUAUUUUUUUCGCCAUUUUUUGUACUGUCACUUUCUUUCUCUUUCGUCAACCGAAGAAACUACAGGGCGGGGGGGAAGGAAGAGAGAGAGAGGGGGGACGGAGUAGGUAGAGAUAUGGUUGUGAUUACGCCAGAAAGAAAAACAAAAGACAAGGAGCAAACAUAGCAAGCUAUUGCAGAUAUCUCACCAACAGUUGCUUUGUCAAAACUUGAGAUUAAGGUAAGAGGUUUAGAGAGAGAGAGAGAGAGAGAGAGAGAGAGAGAGAGAGGGGAAUGCGUUGGUGGGCAUUGGGGGAAACCAGUUUUGCUGCGCCUGUUGACAUGUUCGUGUGCAGCAGAUACAUAAGACGAAGAGGACGAAGAAGAUGCAGAGAUCAUUGAAUCGGGGGUAGUAGUCAUGGUGGAUCGGCUAAGAAGCGCAGUACUAGCUUUGACUAUUCUGUUCGUGGCGUUUCGCUGCACAUUCGAACAGCUGACUUUGCCCAUUGAGCGAGCAGCUCUGCUGCAACUGAGAUCGUCCUUAGGGUUGCGAAGCAAGGAGUGGCCGAGGAAGGCUGACCCUUGCUCACGCUGGAUUGGCGUUCAAUGCCGAGAUGGUCGAGUUGUUGGGAUCAACAUUUCUGGGUUCAGGCGAACUCGAGUCGGCGCCCAAAACCCACAAUUCUCCGUCGAUGCUCUUGCUAAUCUCACUCGUUUGGAGUCCUUCAAUUCAUCGAUGUUCGCGCUUCCCGGUUCGAUCCCAGACUGGUUCGGCCAGCGGCUCCUGGCUCUCCAAGUGCUUGAUCUUCGUUCUUGUUCGCUCAUUGGUGCGAUUCCUCCUAGUCUGGGAAAUUUAACUAAUCUUACAACUUUAUUCUUAUCUGAUAAUAGCCUUACUGGGAUAAUUCCUUUGAGUUUGGGUCAAUUGUUUCGCCUUUCGGUUCUUGAUCUUUCUGCCAAUUCGCUCACUGGGUCGAUCCCUCCGAUGUUUUCGUUUCUUAGGAAUCUCUCUUUCGUUGACAUUUCGUCGAAUUUCUUGCUUGGCCCAAUUCCACCGAUCAUUGGGACUUUAUCCAGUCUUCGAUUCUUAAAUCUUUCCAACAACAGUCUAUCUUCACCCGUGCCUCCUCAACUCGGUGACCUUCGUAGUUUGGUUGACCUUGAUCUCAGCUCAAAUUCUUUGUCCGGGACACUGCCUGCGGACUUAAGAGGGCUUAGGAACUUGCAGAAAAUGGUGAUUGGGAACAAUAUUCUUUCGGGGCCGUUGCCAGAUAAUUUGUUUACUUCGCUUACUCGCCUGCAGUUCAUUGCUCUCAGUGGCAAUAACAUCUCUGGUGUAUUCCCUAAUAUGCUGUGGUCGAUGCCCGAAUUGCGCUUUCUCGACAUCUCGAACAAUAACUUCACUGGAAAUUUGCCCAAUAUAAGUUUGGAAACUAAUGUCACGGUUGCUGUGUUCAACCUCUCUGGGAAUAUGUUUUAUGGAAAUCUCACAUUGGUACUUAGUAGGUUCAGUUUUAUUGAUCUGUCCAAAAAUUAUUUUGAAGGCAGAGUUUCAGAUUAUGCACCGACAAAUGCAUCACUUGAUAGGAAUUGUCUCCAAAGUGUGUCCAAUCAGAGGACUUUGGAGGAAUGUGUAUCAUUCUACGCAGAGAGGGGCCUUACUUUUGAUAAUUUUGGACGCCAAAAUGACACCCAACUGCCUAGGUCAACAGCUCCUGGGAAGAGCCACAAAAAAUUGAUCAUUUUGGUAUCUGUGCUGGGGGGAGUCGGAUUAAUUUUGCUUUUGGUUGUUGUACUGCUAUUGUUGUUCAUAUGCUGCCGUAGGAAGGGUGUUACAAACCAAAGAGGGAUUGGUGUGGGUCCAGUUCCUACAAGGGGUAAUCCGCCAUCUUCUGGUUUACCUAUUAACUUUUCGAGUCUAGGAGAAUCAUUUACGUAUCAGCAGUUGAUCUUAGCAACGGGUGAUUUUAGUGAUACAAACCUUAUCAAACACGGUCACUCUGGUGAUCUUUUCCGAGGUAUCCUGGAAAAUGGGAUCCCUGUUGUCAUCAAAAGAAUUGAUUUGCAUUCAGUCGAGAAGGAAGCAUACCUUUCAGAGUUGGAGUUUUUUAGUAAGGUUUCACAUAUAAGAUUGGUUCCCCUCCUGGGACACUGCUUGGAGAAUGACAGUCUGAAGUUCCUGGUUUACAAACACAUGCCAAAUGGAGACUUAUCAAAUUCCUUGUACAGGAAAAACAAUUUGGAGGAUGAUAGUUUACAGUCAUUGGAUUGGAUAACAAGAUUGAAAAUUGCAAUUGGGGCUGCGGAGGGUCUCUCGUAUCUACAUCACGAGUGUACUCCUCCCCUUGUACACAGAGAUGUUCAAGCAAGUAGUAUACUUCUUGAUGAUAAAUUUGAAGUAAGGCUGGGAAGCCUGAGUGAAGUUUGUGCUCAAGAAGGAGAUAGUCAUCAAAAUGUGAUUACCAGGUUUCUGCGGUUGCCACAGACAUCUGAACAAGGCCCUUCUGGUUCACCAACGGCAAUAUGUGCCUAUGAUGUUUACUGCUUCGGGAAGGUGCUGCUCGAGUUGGUAACGGGUAAAAUGGGCAUUAGUGCAUCCAGUGAUGCCAGUGUGAAGGAAUGGUUAGAUCAGACGCUACCUUACAUCAGUGUAUACGACAAAGAACUCGUGACAAAGAUUGUGGACCCCUCUCUCAUCAUAGACGAGGAUCUGUUAGAGGAAGUGUGGGCAAUGGCCAUUGUUGCAUGGUCUUGCCUCAAUCCCAAGCCUUCAAGGCGGCCUCUCAUGAGAUACAUUGUCAAAGCCUUGGAGAACCCCUUAAAGGUUGUAAGGGAAGAAAAUACAGGCUCUGGGAGGCUUAGAACUACUUCUUCUAGAGGCUCUUGGAAUGCCGCUCUGUUUGGUAGUUGGCGUCAGAGCUCAUUAGAUUCAGCUGCCAUUCCAGCAACUCCCGGUAAUAAAGCAGAAGCAGGGAGCAGCUUAAAACUGCCAGGAACCAACGGUUCUCAGGGUAGCGGCCAUAAUGGGGGAACUGAUCAUUCAUCCUCCCAGAGACGGCAAUCCAGGGAAGUAGCCCCUGAACCAUCUGAUGUGCAUGAUGUAGAGUGACUGUGCGAGGACUAGCAUACUGGAGGGUUUUAUCUUUCUUGAUUCUUUCUCAAUAAUAUGGCAGGCUCCCCAUUCGUGUGCCCUGCUCAUUGGUACCUCGGAGGCCCCUCAUGUUUUUGGAGUUUUGGGGGGUUUCAAGCUACUUCUGUUCUUAGUGGGGUUGGGGGUGCGUAAAUGGUGCACAGCCCCUUCCAAGGAAAACUUAUACUUGAAUUUUGAGGGAUGGAUUAUUUCUGCAGUACAGCGGCUUGAAGCUUGCAGGGAUGAAUGUAGUCCAAGAGAAGUGGUUGGGAGGGGGUUCCAAUCAUGGUUCAGUAGUGAUCUGAUUGAGGGCAUGUUUUAGGUUACCAUUUUUUAUUUGUAGUUCAUCUUUGCCUCUGGUCCUCUUGCAGAAUGUAAAUUUUAUUGAUUUGGGCUUUCUUCUUUUGGUUCUGACUUUCAUUUUUUUUUUUAAUUCGGGAAAAACGAAGCCAGAAGAAGGAUAAUACUGUGUUAAGGUUUUAAUUUUUUUCCCAUAUAAAUAUUCGAAGUUGAAAUUAUUGAAUCCUCCUCCACAGUAACACUAUAAAAGAGUUGUGAAUAUCAGGGCAACAUUUUUGAAUUAGAUUUUAAUUUCAUUUUGGUUUCUUUCC